AUGUGGACAUGGGUUUGUGGUUUCAUGCUUUUCUCUUUAGGUGUCAUCUCACUCUUCACCGGUCACGUUGCCUCUCACCUUGAAUGGUAUUCUCAACAAUUGAGCAAACGAAGCUUACUGGAUAUGAGCCGUAGGGAACCAAUUGAUGUAUGGAAGUCGAAAUAUUCCAAGUUUUUCUAUGGAUGCAGUGAAAGAGGAAGGAACUUCCCACCUGCUGUCCUGGAGCGUUCGUCUAAUGGGUAUUUGCUGAUUGCAGCUAGUGGAGGCCUGAACCAGCAAAGAACAGGAAUAACAGAUGCAGUGGUUGUUGCAAGGAUUCUUAAUGCUACUUUAGUUGUACCUGAGUUAGAUCACCAUUCCUAUUGGAAAGAUGACAGUGACUUUAAUGACAUUUUUGACGUUAAUUGGUUCAUCUCUUCCCUCACCAAAGAUGUGACUAUAGUAAAGAGAGUUCCUGACAGAGUCAUGCGGUCAAUGGAGAAACCUCCGUAUACAAUGCGUGUGCCUCGAAAGUCUACUCCUGAGUAUUAUCUUGAUCAAGUAUUGCCAAUUCUCUCGAGGAGACAUGUUUUACAGUUGACAAAGUUUGACUACAGACUAGCAAAUGAUCUAGAUGAAGACAUGCAAAAGUUGCGCUGCAGGGUAAACUAUCACGCAUUAAGAUUCACGAAGCGCAUACAAUCAGUCGGGAUGAAAGUGGUGAAGCGAAUGAGAAAGAUGGCCAGACGUUUUAUUGCUGUCCAUUUGAGGUUUGAGCCUGAUAUGUUAGCCUUUUCUGGUUGUGACUUCGGUGGGGGUGAAAAAGAGCGAGCUGAGCUGGGAGAAAUAAGAAAACGAUGGGACACAUUACCUGAUUUGGACCCUCUGGAGGAAAGAAAGCGUGGGAAAUGCCCUCUUACCCCUCAUGAAGUAGGCUUAAUGCUGCGUGCUCUUGGUUUUGCAAAUGACACAUAUAUCUAUGUUGCAUCUGGAGAAAUAUAUGGUGGUGAGAAGACACUGAGACCACUUAGAGAGCUGUUUCCAAACUUUUACACCAAGGAAAUGCUUGCCAAUGAUGAGCUCAAGCCGCUGCUUCCCUAUUCUUCACGCCUUGCUGCCAUUGACUACAUAGUCAGCGACGAAAGCGACGUCUUUAUCACUAAUAAUAAUGGAAAUAUGGCUAAGAUUCUCGCAGGCCGAAGGAGGUACAUGGGGCACAAGAGGACCAUCAGGCCAAAUGCAAAGAAGCUCAGCGCGUUGUUCAUGGACCGUGAAAAGAUGGAGUGGCAAACAUUCGCCAAGAAAGUGAAAUCUUGUCAGCGCGGAUUCAUGGGUGAUCCCGAUGAGUUCAGACCAGGACGCGGUGAGUUCCACGAGUACCCACAAGCUUGCAUUUGUCAAAGACCCUUCUCAUAUGACAAAACCACAACGGAUGAUGAAGAAGAAGACAUACCAGAAGAGAACCACAACAACAACACCACGAGCUCUGGACAUAACCAUUUGUCUUCAGCAGACAAUGAGCGAGACGAAGUUUUCCCAGACUAG
Molecule: messenger RNA, 1524 nt
Organism: Arabis nemorensis
Lineage: Eukaryota; Viridiplantae; Streptophyta; Magnoliopsida; Brassicales; Brassicaceae
Source: the annotation of a GenBank genome assembly